Messenger RNA from Thermochaetoides thermophila DSM 1495, 393 nucleotides. RefSeq names its product golgi apparatus membrane protein tvp15-like protein. The coding region runs from base 1 to 393 and encodes 130 amino acids. The transcript has 6 exons. Gene Ontology annotation, cellular component: Golgi membrane. The record is from RefSeq and is a predicted model, not a curated record. NCBI's taxonomy places the organism in Eukaryota, Fungi, Ascomycota, Sordariomycetes, Sordariales, Chaetomiaceae. Gene Ontology annotation, biological process: vesicle-mediated transport.
AUGGAUUUCUCAGAUAGUUUUCGUCUUGUCAACCUCGCCGUGGCCACUUUGAUGGUCCUUGGUGGUAUUUCGCAGUUCUUCCCCCUUACCUUUCAAUCCACCAUCAUUGGCAUUUACGUGAUUGUUUUCGGCUUGGCAACUGCCCUGCUUGAGUAUCAAGUCCCGCCACAGGUGUCUCGCUAUGCUUCCUUCCUCUUCUCCUUCAUUGGUCGCGGCUUCUUUUACAUUUUUGUUGGCACUAUUUUGCUCCAUGAUCACACACUGAGGAUCAUUGCUGGCUCCAUCAUCGGCCUGAUCGGCCUUGGCUACGUCGCCCUCGAAUUCAUCCCCUCCAUUGAGCCUCCGGCGAACAUGAGGGAGGCUGACGCUGGCUGGGGUGCUGAGGAGGUCUGA